AUGUCUCAAGCUGAAGUAGGAAUCGUCGCCAUCCUUCAAACCACACCGGAGAAGGCCGACAGAUUGAAAGAAGUGUUGGCACAGGCGGCGAAAUGGAUUCAUGAACAUGAGCCCGAGUCGUUGGCGUUCGCAUUCUACGAAGAGCGCAACGGCGACGGAGUCCGCAUCUCCAUCUACGAAAGAUAUGCUUCUCAAGCAGCCGUGGACAAACACGAGAGCUCGGACAACUACAAGAAAGUCUUCCAAACCAUGGGCGACGAGGAGCUGUUGGCGGGCGCGCCCACGAUACUGAAAGCCCCGUUCGCCGGAGGGUUCUUGCGUUGA
Neohortaea acidophila is the source of this 324-nucleotide messenger RNA. RefSeq lists its product as uncharacterized. NCBI's taxonomy places the organism in Eukaryota, Fungi, Ascomycota, Dothideomycetes, Mycosphaerellales, Teratosphaeriaceae. The record is from RefSeq and is a predicted model, not a curated record. The transcript is spliced from 3 exons. The coding region runs from base 1 to 324 and encodes 107 amino acids.